This is a messenger RNA of Exserohilum turcica Et28A, 775 nucleotides long. RefSeq lists its product as uncharacterized. Gene Ontology annotation, biological process: small GTPase-mediated signal transduction. The record is from RefSeq and is a predicted model, not a curated record. Bases 1 to 582 code for a protein of 193 amino acids. Gene Ontology annotation, molecular function: GTPase activity; GTP binding. NCBI's taxonomy places the organism in Eukaryota, Fungi, Ascomycota, Dothideomycetes, Pleosporales, Pleosporaceae. The transcript has 5 exons.
AUGGCCGAGAUUCGACGAAAGCUUGUUAUUGUCGGCGACGGCGCCUGUGGAAAGACGUGUCUGCUCAUCGUCUUCUCCAAGGGCACCUUCCCCGAGGUCUAUGUCCCCACCGUCUUCGAGAACUAUGUCGCCGACGUCGAGGUAGACGGCAAGCACGUCGAGCUCGCCCUCUGGGAUACCGCUGGCCAGGAAGAUUACGACCGUCUCCGUCCCCUCUCGUACCCCGACUCGCACGUUAUCCUCAUCUGCUUCGCCGUCGACUCGCCCGAUUCGCUCGACAACGUCCAGGAAAAGUGGAUCUCCGAGGUUCUGCACUUCUGCCAGGGCCUUCCCAUCAUCCUCGUUGGAUGCAAGAAGGACUUGCGCUUUGACCAGAAGACGAUUGAGGAGCUGCACAAGACGUCGCAGAAGCCCGUGACGCCCGAGCAGGCCGAGGAUGUCCGCAAGAAGAUUGGUGCUCAAAAGUACCUCGAGUGCUCAGCCAAGACCAACGAGGGUGUCCGAGAAGUGUUUGAGCACGCCACCCGCGCCGCUCUGUUGACCCGGAAAGAGAAGAAGACCAAGAAGUGCCUGGUUUUGUAAGCGCGGCAUUCCCUCCUACAAGGUGGUUCUCCGCCACAACCGCCCCUUGUUGAGCCUGCACAACAAGCAACAAGGUGGCGACCAUCGGGUGUGUAAUAGUCGUCUAUCCGAGAAAGAGGGCAAGACAUGAACAUGGCCGCUGAGGUCCCCACGCGAGUCGCCUCUCUCCAGGCCGCUAACAGCCCCCCCCCCC